Fraxinus pennsylvanica is the source of this 1209-nucleotide messenger RNA. The record is from the annotation of a GenBank genome assembly. Lineage: Eukaryota; Viridiplantae; Streptophyta; Magnoliopsida; Lamiales; Oleaceae.
AUGGCCUUGGUCAAACCCAUAUCCAAAUUCAGCUCCAUCAUCCCAAGAAUUGGAAACUCCCGAUUGCCAAGCUCCAGAUUUUUUACCAUCACAAUGUCAUCCACAACCCAGUCCCAGGCAGCAACUGUAACCACGAAGAAAAAGGCUGGCAAAAAAGAAAUAAAUGAAUCCCUGCUGACCCCAAGAUUCUACACCACAGAUUUUGAUGAAAUGGAGCAGCUUUUUAACACAGAAAUCAACAAGAAUCUGAACAUGUCUGAGUUUGAGGCUUUGUUGCAGGAAUUCAAGACUGAUUUCAACCAGACUCACUUCGUGAGGAACAAAGAGUUCAAGGAGGCUGCUGAUAAAAUGGAGGAUCCCUUGAGGCAGAUUUUUGUAGAGUUCUUGGAGAGGUCUUGCACUGCUGAGUUUUCUGGGUUCCUUCUCUACAAGGAGCUUGGGAGAAGGCUCAAGAAAACUAACCCUGUAGUAGCUGAGAUUUUCUCUCUUAUGUCGAGGGAUGAAGCUCGCCACGCGGGGUUCUUGAACAAGGGUUUAUCCGACUUCAAUUUGGCACUGGACUUGGGAUUCCUUACAAAGGCAAGAAAAUACACAUUUUUCAAGCCCAAGUUCAUAUUCUACGCAACUUAUCUGUCGGAGAAGAUAGGAUACUGGAGGUACAUAACGAUAUACAGGCAUCUCAAGGAGAAUCCAGAUUACCAAUGCUAUCCAAUUUUCAAGUACUUUGAAAACUGGUGCCAGGACGAGAAUCGCCACGGUGAUUUCUUCUCAGCUUUGAUGAAAGCACAGCCUCAGUUCCUGAACGACUGGAAGGCAAAAUUGUGGGCACGUUUCUUCUGCCUCUCGGUUUACGUGACAAUGUACCUUAAUGACUGCCAAAGAACAGCUUUCUAUGAAGGCAUUGGGCUAAACACUAAAGAAUUUGACAUGCACGUCAUCAUUGAGACGAACCGCACAACAGCUAGAAUUUUCCCAGCUGUGCCGGAUGUUGAGAACCCAGAAUUCAAGAGGAAAUUGGAUCGGAUGGUGGAGAUCAACGAGCAACUGAUUGCAGUGGGACAGAGCCAAGAUAUGCCUUUGGUGAAGAACUUGAAGAGGAUACCACUCAUUUCAGCUCUGGCUUCUGAGAUAUUGGCUGCAUAUCUCAUGAAACCCAUCGAAUCUGGUUCUGUCGAUUUUGCAGAGUUUGAACCACAACUUGUUUACUGA